UCUUACCCUAGAUUUCGAGCGAGCGAGCGGGAGAUUUCUAAAUUGAGAGCAGCUUCCCAGUUCGUCGUUUUCUCUUUCUUCUUCAAGCUUCAUUACCAGAGAUUCGUGGCAUUAGUGUUGAAGUUAUGGACUUUGAUGAGUAUGAGUACUUAGAGAAGACAGUUGAGAAUCCUCACCUGGAGAACGAAGUUGUAAAUGGCCGUGAUGAGAAACCCAAUUCUGAAGUGAAAGAGCGGAGUAGAAGCUCAAGGCAUAGGAGUGACGAUAAAAGGGAUGAAGACGAAGAUGGUCGGCGUUCUAAACGGCCAAGAUCUCACCGUUCACGAUCUAGAGACAGGGAGAGGGAUAGGCAUAGAAGUAGCCGGGACCACAGAGACAAGGAGAGAGGCCGAGAGAAGGAUAGAGAUAAAGAAGAAAGAAACGGGAAAGAGAGAGACAGAGAGAAAGACAAGGAUCGUGAUGAUAAAGUUCGUGACCAUGAAAAAGAUCGGGAGAGAGAUCGAUCACGUCGAAGCAGAAGCCGAUCAGAGAGGCGCCGUAGUCAGGAAAGAGGAAAGAGCCAGGAAAUAGAAACUAAGGAAAGAGAGACCAAGGACCGUGAUAGAGAUCGCAGACGCCACAAAGACAAAAAGGAGGAUAAGUUAGAGCCUGAGGCUGAUCCUGAAAGAGACCAGAGGACAGUUUUUGCCUAUCAGAUUGCUCUCAGGGCAACUGAAAGGGAUGUUUAUGAAUUCUUCUCCAGAGCUGGAAAGGUACGAGAUGUGCGGAUAAUUAUGGAUCGAAUUUCCAGGCGUUCUAGAGGAAUCGGGUAUGUGGAGUUUUAUGAAACAAUGUCAGUCCCUAUGGCUAUUGCUCUAUCUGGACAGCCUCUUCUUGGCCAGCCUGUUAUGGUAAAACCAUCUGAAGCUGAGAAGAAUCUUGUUCAGUCGACAACUGCUGCCGCUGGAGCAGGCGGGAUGCUGGGCCCCUAUUCUGGUGGAGCUAGACGUCUUUAUGUUGGUAAUCUGCAUAUUAACAUGUCAGAAGAUGAUCUCCGAAAGGUUUUUGAAUCAUUUGGGAGUGUGGAGUUGGUGCAGGUACCUCGUGAUGAAACUGGCCAUUGCAAAGGAUUUGGUUUUGUUCAGUUUGCUCGCCUGGAGGAUGCUAGGAAUGCACUGAAUCUGAAUGGGCAGUUGGAGAUUGCAGGUCGUGCAAUCAAGGUGUCAGCUGUAACAGAUCAAACUGAAGUCCCAGACGCUGGACAAACGCAAAACACCGGUGAUCUGGAUGAUGAUGAUGGAGCGGGCCUGUCUCUGAAUGCGCAAUCGCGGGCAGCACUCAUGAUGAAGCUCGAUCGCAGUGGAACUGCAUCAAGCACUGGCCUUAGUGCAGUUCCAUCUGUUCUCGGUGGAGCUUCAACAGUCUCUCCUUUGGUGGCUCCUCUUGUCCAAGGGGUUUUCCCUGCUGUUGCUGGACUCGCAGGGCUCGGUGUGAAUGUCCCAGCUGUUGUUGACCCUGUUGGUGUCCCCAGCGAAUGUCUACUGCUUAAAAACAUGUUUGAUCCAUCCACAGAGACUGAACUUGAGUUUGACAAGGACAUCGAGGAAGAUGUUCGAGAUGAAUGCUCCAAAUUCGGAGAACUGAAUCAUAUUUUUGUUGACAAAAAUAGCAUGGGCUUUGUCUACUUGCGAUUUGAAAAUGCACAAGCAGCAAUGGGAGCGCAACGUGCUCUCCAUGGAAGAUGGUUUGCCGGAAAGAUGAUUACAGCGACUUACAUGACUACAGAGACUUAUGAGGCCAAGUUCCCAGCAGAGUAAUUAAAGAGCGUCAUGAGAUCGUAAGCCUGGGAAAAAUUUGGUUUGUUUCUGGUGGAGCUGAGAAAAAGCUUUCAGUAUGGUUUUUAAAGCAUCGAUGGAAGAUGGUAUUUGUGAUAACGAAGGUUUUGUCUUAUUGCUAUUAAAUAAAUCCAAAUCUUUUGACGAAUGUUUCUGUGUUUGUCUUUUACCCGCUUCUUGUAUUAUUAAACUCUCGAAACUGUGUGUUGGUUACUUUGUCUUUAAUUAGUGAGAACCUUUC
Molecule: messenger RNA, 2055 nt
Organism: Eruca vesicaria subsp. sativa (arugula)
Lineage: Eukaryota; Viridiplantae; Streptophyta; Magnoliopsida; Brassicales; Brassicaceae
Source: the annotation of a GenBank genome assembly